CACAAUCAUUUGGAAUUGUGUUCAGUUUAUGUUUGUGCCUUCAACACAGCUGACAGAAUCGCUCAACGUUUCGUAUUUAUAUUUUUUCGAGUUUUGUGUUAAUUAUUGAAAACCAAAUUCGGUUGCAUUGCCCAUUGUGUAUCGCAUAUUGGCACUUACAAUGAAUUAUUGAAUUCAACGUUGGAAUUUUAAGAGAAGAGGAGUGUUGCUUUUGUUAAAAGUGAUCAAGAAUAGUGAAGAGAGAAUAAAGACAUUGAACAUAGCUGUCGCGAAUAACGUGAAAUUGUGCGUGCGAACAAUAAAUUUCUUUUCUUCGAUCCAAAUCAAGUGGAAACAUUUUCAAAGGCAUUUUUUAUGCAUGAUUCAUUUACGUUGUUCCGUUUCAUUUUUUUCGUUCGUCUUCAUUAUUUUCAAUUGAAAGAAAACGAAGAGAAUAAAACAUUUCACCGGUGAUACGAUAAAACGGCACUAUCGAAACGAUAAUAUUUGUUGUGUUUACUGGAUAAAUGAAUUCUAUUGGAAUCGACAUCAAAGAAAAACAGUGAUGAAACUCAUAUUAUAUUGAACUCGAAAACAUUCAUAAAUCAUUGCCGAUUGACUUGCAAAUUUCAUUUAAUCCGCAAAGGAAAAGUGGAAAAAAAAUACCGAAAAACAUUAUUCAUGAGAAUGCAUGCAACGCACACGUCCAGCCGAGAAUAGUUCUUAAGUCGUGGAUCGACUUGUUGGUCAAAAAUAAAAUAAAACGAUUAGUAACUGAAAACGACGACAUUUCAAACAAGUGAAGGCCAAUCUGCUGUUUGUUGUGACUUGUUUUCAUACCAGAAGUAAUCGAAUUUAAACAACGUUUUACACUUUCGAAUUGAUACUUGAAUGAAAUCUAAAGAAAUGGCAAGCACCGGUGACAUUUGGGUACAAUGGUUUUCAUGCUGUUUUCAUCAGCCACAAAGCCCGACAAGACGACGUCAACGUCACCAGCGCAUGAGAAUAGAUCGAUCGAUGAUCGGAAAUCCCACGAAUUUUGUGCAUACCGGUCAUAUAGGGUCGAACGAUACUGAACUCACUCCCAAUCACAUGAAUGCAAUUCAAAGUCAAAUGCAAAGCAAAGGAGGCUACGAUAUGAACUCACUCAGAAUUCAGGCUUGCUGAAUCGGUUGCAGAUCUCCGGAAUGCGUUCACAUUCAAUAAUAACAUGAAUCCAUUAUUUUCAAUUAGUUUAAAUACGAUGUUUUUUUUUCUGCUAGAUUUAAAUAUUAUUUUAUUCAGAAUUUUGUUAUUUUUUUGCAUCUAGCAAUGCAGUCGCAUAACACAAUUUUAUCAUUAUUUUUAUCUUCGAAAAAUACUUCGUUCAAAUGAUAUAAUACAAAGUAGGGGAAUAAUGAACAUUUAUGCUAUCACAAUUUAUUAAUCACAUUUCCUCAUUAGAUGCUACACCAUCUCUUUUUAUUUAGUUACUUAUUGUUAUUUUUUUCUUUUCUUUUUGUCGAGUAAACAAACAUGUUUGGAAGUGAAUACAAUACUUUGUUUUUGCAAUAUUUGCGAAAUUCGAUUUGAACAGAUCAGACAUUAUAUUGAGAUAAUUUCAGCCAGAUAUCGUCAGGAGCUGAAAUGGAGUGAAAAUAAUAGAAGUGAUUGUUUUGGUUAUAGCAACACUUACAAUGCUACAAUUACUAUAACAAUCACUUUUAUUGUUUUCACUCCAUUUCAGCUCCUGACGAUAUCUGGUUGAGCUGAUUCAUCUGGCUGAAAAUAUCUCAAUAGAAUGUCUGGCACAGAUUUCCAUAAACAGAAUGUACGUUGUAAUGAAAAAUUAAGAGCAAGAUCAGAGCAAGUUCAUACAUAUUUUGAUUAGGUAUUCAAAUGAUUGAUCAGUACUUAUUAUUUGACGCCGAAUCAAUUCGAAGGUGACCCAUUUUCUUAGCAGUUAGCAAUUUGUCAAUAUUUAUUGAAUCGCACAAUUUUUAGGAAAAAAGAAAAACACAUGUGCGUGUAUAAUUGAGGAAAUAUUUAGAAGAAUAUUUAUACAAAUUAAUGACGAUAAUAACGAGCAAACAUAGAGUAGCGUUGCCUUAAACCAAUUACCAACCAUUUAAACAAAAACACGAAAAUCAAAAUAGAAAUUCAAUAAACAUACAAACCACUUAUUAAUCACUUUGGAAUUAAAAAAUUGAUUUUUUUUCGCAAACUUUUUCACAUCCC
This is a messenger RNA of Contarinia nasturtii (swede midge), 2196 nucleotides long. It is a transcript of the gene Spec2, whose product is annotated as CDC42 small effector protein homolog. Gene Ontology annotation, cellular component: plasma membrane. The record is from RefSeq and is a predicted model, not a curated record. Gene Ontology annotation, biological process: regulation of Rho protein signal transduction. Bases 871 to 1146 code for a protein of 91 amino acids. Gene Ontology annotation, molecular function: small GTPase binding. The transcript is spliced from 5 exons. Lineage: Eukaryota; Metazoa; Arthropoda; Insecta; Diptera; Cecidomyiidae.